Molecule: messenger RNA, 1594 nt
Organism: Aphanomyces astaci
Lineage: Eukaryota; Oomycota; Saprolegniomycetes; Saprolegniales; Verrucalvaceae
Exons: 5
Coding region: 91-1491 (466 amino acids)
Biological process (GO): glycosaminoglycan biosynthetic process
Cellular component (GO): nucleus; cytosol
Molecular function (GO): NAD binding; UDP-glucose 6-dehydrogenase activity
Source: RefSeq, a predicted model, not a curated record
UAUAUAUGUCAAUGAUCAAAUAUUAGAUUAAAGAGGCAACUGAUUGUAAUUUUCAUUGAAAUCCAAUGAUCGCUUUAACAGACAGACACGAUGGAUGGAGCGUUCUCGUUGAAGGUGUGCUGCAUGGGCGCGGGGUACGUCGGUGGACCGACUAUGGCGGUGAUCACCAAGUUUUGCCCGUCGAUCCGCGUCACGGUUGUUGACGUGGCAGCGAAGCAGAUCGCUCGGUGGAACUCGGAGGACUUCGACCUGCCAAUCUACGAGCCAGGGCUUGAGGCCCUUGUUCGGGAAACGAGAGGACGGAACCUAUUCUUCUCCACAGAUAUCGACAGACACAUCAAGGAAGCCGAUGUCAUCUUCGUCUGUGUGAACACCCCGACCAAGGCGGCUGGAAUCGGCGCGGGGAGCGCUGCCGACACCAAGAACAUCGAGCUUUGCGCACGGAUGAUUGCCGAAUAUGCGACCAGCGACAAGAUCGUCGUGGAGAAGUCGACUGUGCCCGUGCACACGGCCGAGGUUCUCAUGGCUGUGUUCAACGCCAACAACAAGAGCAGCGUCCACUUCGAAGUGCUGUCGAACCCCGAGUUCCUCAGCGAAGGCACGGCAGUCCAGGACCUGAUUACUCCGUCCCGCGUCCUCAUCGGCGGCGGCAGCACGUCCGCCGGCCAAGCCGCCGUGCAAGCCCUCGUUCGCAUCUACGAACAGUGGAUUCCCUCAGAGCGCAUCUUGACGACGAAUGUGUGGUCCUCGGAGCUGUCCAAACUGGUGGCCAAUGCUUUCCUCGCCCAGCGCAUCUCGAGCAUCAACUCGAUUUCGGCGAUUUGCGAAGCCACGGGCGCGGACGUGACCGAAGUGGCCAAGGCCGUGGGGACAGAUCCCAGAAUUGGCAGCAAGUUUCUGGACGUGUCUGUCGGGUUUGGCGGGUCGUGCUUUCAAAAGGACUUGCUGAAUCUCGUGUACUUGGCCGAGUCGUUCCACCUUCCCGAAGUCGCCGCGUACUGGCGCAGUGUCGUGGCCAUGAACGAGUUCCAAAAGCACAGAUUCGGCACCCACAUCGUCCGCACUAUGUUCAACUCUGUGACGCACAAGAAGAUUGGGAUUUUGGGCUUUGCAUACAAAAAGGACACGGGGGACACGCGGGAAACGGCCGCCGCGACGAUCGUCAAGAUGCUCGUGGCGGAGAAGGCCCAGGUGUACGUGUACGACCCCAAGGUCGAGUUGGACGACCUCGUGAACGAACUCAAGUACCACGGCGUGCCGGACGACGACAUUGGACGCCAUGUGCAUGUGAUGGAUCGUGCGGAUGCGGUCGCGGACAAGGCGCACGCGUUGGUGGUGCUCACCGAGUGGGAAGAGUUCAAAGCGUACGACUACACUCGCAUCUACGACAGCAUGCUCAAGCCCGCGUUUGUCUUUGACGGACGGAACCUCCUCGACCACGACCACCUCCGUGCAAUUGGGUUUGCGGUGCACGGGAUUGGCAAAAAGUGACGCUAGGAGGUAAUACUAGUAGUAGUAGGUACUAGUCGUACUGAAGAGGAUACUAGUAGUAGUACUAAAAAUAAUAGUAUUAACAACAGUAGCAAAGUUUUGG